Messenger RNA from Gadus chalcogrammus (walleye pollock), 4533 nucleotides. RefSeq names its product G2/M phase-specific E3 ubiquitin-protein ligase-like. The transcript is spliced from 7 exons. Gene Ontology annotation, cellular component: nucleus. Gene Ontology annotation, molecular function: ubiquitin-protein transferase activity. Bases 1794 to 3368 code for a protein of 524 amino acids. NCBI's taxonomy places the organism in Eukaryota, Metazoa, Chordata, Actinopteri, Gadiformes, Gadidae. The record is from RefSeq and is a predicted model, not a curated record.
AUAGAACUAACGUUGGCUCGUCUGACGUGUUGUUUUUCAUAGAGUCAGACAGAAAACCCCGUACCACAGGACGUUCAACAAGGACGUUAUUUUGCUGCUCAGUCCCUCAGACGACACAGUCGUCAAGCAGCGGAGGAAACAGCAAUUGUACAAAAGAGGGCAUAUAUUAAAUGCUUUCGAGUUCGAUAAAUCCUGGGACCAUGGGGCAGUUCUCCGGGAAAUACGUAACGCUUUUAAGCAGAAAAUUCCCGAAGAUGUGAGGUAUGUAGCGUUAACAUUAUAGCAGAGCCAGUCAGACUCCAAUUCACUGUAGUCUGUAUUCGGAGACCUUUACUUAUCUAAUUAAACGAUAAUGUUUUUUCCAAGAAGGACAAAUGCCCUUAAAGGGGUAGUUCGGAAUUUUGGACAUAGGGCCUGAUUCCCAAGUGAGCAUUGGUAUUCUAUAUCACUGGAGACAGUUUUCAACACAUUUCAUUCAGUCCUUUUAGUUGCAGAGUUCGCUCGUGCUAGGCUAGCGCACGGCAACGGACAAUACUAGCCUGCUAUUAAAAACAGUCUUACCCACUCCACAGUACACCCGAGGUAAAUCAAUUAUAACGCCAGACUAUUGAUUUAAAUGUCUGUGUUGAUAGAAUAAUGUUAGAAAUAAAACUAACCUUGCAUCGCAUGAAUCAUCGAGGGACUACUUUCUCAGCAGAAGCGGAAUUCUACUAUGCGCUGGUUAGGUGUGUAACCGAAUCACGACAGAAGAACGUAAACAGAAGCGUGGGACAGAACGACUAGGCAACAUGAUGGUUCAGUGUGCUUUUAGAAAUUGUAGAAAUAAACGGUACAGAUGGGCACCACAAAGUUUCCACCAAUUUCCAGUGCGAGAUCCAGAAAGGACUCAACUGUGGCUUGUUUCUGCUGGCUUGGACAUCAAAACACCGGCUCGUACAUGUACGGUUCGUUGGAUACAACAAAUUCCUCAUAAUCGUCUUCAAAAGCAGAUGCAUCGCUAACUCCUCCAAACGUGGGCGUAUCUUGUUAAUUGAAUACGCUUAUAGAAUUCCUUCGUUCACUGUACUCUGCGUUUGUAGCAAUGACAGCGGCAGGUAACCUAGGUAUCAGUCCGCCGCUGCCGUAGCCUACGUACAGGAAUAUAAACACUGCUGCUGAGACCCCGCAAUUCCCUCAAAAUGCAAUGCAAUGCAAGGUUGGUUUUAUUUCUAACAUUAUUCUAUAAACAGACAUUUCGAUUUAUAGUCUGUCGUUAUAAUUGAUUUACCUCGGGUGUACUGUGGAGUGGGUAAGACUGUUUUUAAUAGCAGGCUAGCAUUGCCCGUUGACGUGCGCUAGCCUAGCACGAGGGAACUCUGCAACUAGAAGGACUGUAUGAAAUGUGUUGAAACUGUCUCCAGUGAUAUAGAAUACCAAUGCUCACUUGGGAAUCAGGCCCUAUGUCCAAAAUUCCGAACUACCCCUUUAAGGUAUAGCUGUAUACAAUACAUACAUACAUCCUAGUAAGUAGAAGUGCUCCAAAAUAAACUUUCUUGUUAGCACACAUACAUUUUUAGAGCCAUAUACCCCAAAAAGGGAGCACUGUAGAGCCCUGGUUUAAGACAUCUAAACAGAAUUACUUUAUAAUUAAUACAUUCAUUAUUAGACUAUUUAGUUAAUUCCACCAAAAACAAUACAACAUUACACAAGAUUGUAUGGAUCUUCUUGCAUACAUUCUAGAAGUGUCUUCAACAUUCAAAAUGGCUAAUCACUGAUAUGUACUCAAUUGGUUUGCGCACAGCUGUGAACUACUGAUGGCCUGUGGCAACAAGCUGAUUGCACCAAUGUUGAGGGAUGGCCAGCCACUCGAUGCCAGUUUAAUACAUAAAAUUCUGAAAUUAAAGGCUCUAUAUGUGAGGCCCUCCAGACAACUUGAGCCUGAAAAUUCUGAUACAAGUUGCUGCGAAGAGGAGGAGGAGGACGUAGAGAUGGUGCGGUCAGUCGCCACCAGAGCAAGCGGUCUAUUCAACCCUGGCAGGGAUCAGCUGGACCACCCCACCAUGUCGGCGACAAGCAGCCUGGCACCGGCGAGCACCGUGGCCAGCAGCCUUGUUCCAGAGAGUACCCCACAAUCGACCACCACAAGUACCGAUUACAGAGCCUACCUUUCGGUUAUCGAUCUGUCAUCUGAUGAAGAUGCAGAUGAGGAUCUGUAUACUGCCUUAUCGGCCAGCAUGGAAGACCAGAUAAAAGAAAGUUCACCUGGAAGUGUCCCUGUACAAGAGAUUUUAUCUACGCUUGGUGAAAAGAUCAACCAUUAUCGAGUCAACCGGUUCAACAUAAACCGUGCUGCUGUGCUGGAUGGUGCCAUUCGGGGCUUUAAAAGAAUCUCGUUUGACCCGACACACAGGAUAAGUGUGAGAUUUUCUGAUGACAAAGGAACAAGUGAAGAAGCUGUGGAUCUUGGUGGUCCAAGAAGAGAAUUUCUUCGACUGCUUACAGAAGCUCUUGCACAGUCUUCAGUGUUUGAGGGAACAGAAGGGAACCUCAACUUGGCUCUUGAUUCAUCAGCUGUCAGAGAGGACCGAUACUUUGUUACAGGAAGGGCUAUUGCAGUAAGUCUGGUACAUGGAGGGCCUUCACCAAAUUUCUUGUCCCAAACAUUGUUUGACUGCAUAGUUCAAGGGCCAGAGAAAUCUAGACCAAACCUUGGGGACAUCGCCGACUCCGAAAUCCGUGAGAAAAUACAAAAGGUUUCAGAAUCAACAACUCUGGAGGAACUCACCCAGUCAACUGAACCUCUCCAAGACUAUCUUGCCAAUGCAGGCUGUCUGAAGCCACUGAAAAGUGUUGACGACAGGGAUAGGCUUGUGGAAGAUGUCUUGAUGUUUCAAGUCAUCAACCGAGUCCGUGGACCAUUUGAAAGGUUCAGAGAUGGGUUAAAAACGCUUGGAGUCCUGGAGCAGAUCCAGAAUCAUCCAGAAUCGUUCAGUCCAGUGAUGUGCUACAAUCCAAGGCCGCUGACCGCUGACCAGGUUGAUGGGCUGUUCCACAUCCGGUGGUCAGAGGAGGGGAGCAACCAGAAAAGAGAGGAGAGAACAGUAGUUGCUUUCUGGAGGGACUAUUUGCAAGAUGUUGAAGAGGAAGAUGGAUCAAAGAAGUUGGGGGACAUCCUAGCAUUUGCAACUGGAUCUGAUGCAGUACCACCAAUCGGCUUUUCUCCUCAACCAUCUCUUGAAUUUCUUCACCCUAGUGGUGGAGCAGCAAAGUUCCCUGUUGCCAACACCUGCAUCAGCUGUCUUCGACUGCCGAUCUACAGCACGUACGAUUGUUUUAAGACCAACAUGGACUUUGCAAUAAGAAACACACAGGGGUUUGGCAUGCCAUAGAUGAUGAAUUUAAAGUUCAAAAGUAUAAAAUGUAACAGUAUGUAAAAAGAAAAAAAAAAAAAUCUGACAUUUUGUUUAUUGUACAAUUACAUGGUAAUGUCGGUAUCCACUCCAAAAAUGUGUAUAUGUUGGAAAUUCAAAUUACUGAAUUCACACUAGACACAAGUUUGCUUACUUUGUUAACUUCAGUGGAUACAUUUCCUAGUAAGGGCUUACAUUUGUCCUGUUUGUUUGAGUAAGAAUGGAGCCAGUUUACUUGAUGAAUUUGUUUUUAUUGUCAAGUUUAAUUAAAGUGUACUUUACUUGUUGAAUGAGCUUGGGGGUUCUGUUGCAGAAUGUAGAUGUGUCCAAUCUACAUUUUUUUUAUACAGGUACAUUUACAUAUUAAUAAAUGUUCUAUGUAAUAAUAGCCCCAUCUCUUAAUUCAAGUUCAAGUUUAUUGACAUACUAGACAUCAACUAGCAACAUCAAUAUCAGUAGUGAAAUUCUUAGGCUAAGAGCCAACUCAACUUUGCACACUAGAGAAUCAUUCACUUAGUCCUCUGGGAUGUCUUGCUUGCAAAAAAUGUAAAAGAGACAGAAAUAAUUGUAUUCCAUGAUUUCCAUCAUUCAUUAAUGGGUCAAUUAAUUCUUGAAUUUCUUGCAUGGUACUGUUGCUUACAUGAACACUGUUUUCAGGAACCUCAAUAUUAUUCCUGCUCUCUACUGCAGGUAGCGGUUCACCAUUAUCAGUGCCUAAAUGUUGAUCAAUCUGAAACACACCACGUAUAGCUGUGUUGUUGCUUCCAAUAUGACUGACAACACCUCUAUGCCACAAUUGCAAUGGGGUUUGGCUUCCUUGGGUAGAGAGUCCAUGGUUAUUCCAUUGGCUCCUGAAUUCUCUUACUCCCCUUCGAACCCGAGGUAAGUAAAUGUAAUGCAAACAAAAUAAAUGAAGAUCACAAAGAGAGUCAAGUAUGCCUUCAUUUUCCAUAAACGUAAAUAAGUCAGAGAAGUAAUAAGAAACGACUCGGUUUAGUUCUGCCCAUAGCCUCUCUAUUCUUUGGUUGUGUACGCUGCGCCCCAUGAUCAUACUCCCUCUAUUCACCCCUCUAUUGUUCAGCAUGAAUCGGGCAACCUCUAUGUUUUCCCUUCCCUUUCCCUUCUUGUAAGAAUAGACCUGUCA